UUAUUAGAGGAGCCCAUCCCAUCAGUAACUUGCAAAAUCUUCAACAUCGACGGCAUUUCAUCGAACACAUCGUGUGCAGGUCGAUCCAAAAUCCUCCAUCUACCACUGAACUUCUGCAACAUAAUCAGGUUGUAAACGAUGUCGUCCUCUAUCACCUUUCACUCGCAAUUGGCCUCCUCAUCACGAAUCCCCUCUUUCGAAUUUGUUUCCCGUGCAUCCACAAUCAAUCGCUCUGCACUGCGCUACCAACCUCGUACCGCCACCUUUGGCACCUUAAAAUUCAGCUCUCACGCUAUUAGGACUGGAGUUCCUGCAAGAAGAAUUGGAUGCUUUGCUGCAUUAAGCCCCGAGUUGAAGACUACUUUGGAUAAAGUUGUUACAUCACACAAGGUCAUCGUAUUCAUGAAGGGAACUAAGGACUUCCCACAAUGUGGCUUCUCAAACACAGUUGUUUCUAUUUUGAAGGCGGUAAAUGUACCGUUUGAAACAGUUAACAUUCUUGAAAACGAAAUGUUGCGUCAAGGGUUAAAGGAAUAUUCACAGUGGCCAACAUUUCCGCAACUUUACAUUGAUGGGGAGUUCUUUGGUGGUUGUGACAUAACCGUUGAUGCAUACAAGAGCGGGGAGUUGCAGGAAAUAUUGGAGAAGGCAUCAUUAUCCUGAUUGAUUCAGGUUUGUAUAAACCCUCCAUAAUUGUUGGAAAACAAACUAUAUACCAUGUUCCAUAUUCCAUGUGUUAUGUAUUUAAGUUUAUAAUAACUCGAAGGAGGUUUAAGUUGAUAUUUAUGAAAGGACAUGGUUCUAGUCACGUAUCAGACUUUCAUACAAUGUUUCUUUUCAAACCGACAUCAUGGUUUGUCGUUUCAGUA
This is a messenger RNA of Helianthus annuus (common sunflower), 869 nucleotides long. RefSeq names its product monothiol glutaredoxin-S7, chloroplastic. Bases 139 to 663 code for a protein of 174 amino acids. The record is from RefSeq and is a predicted model, not a curated record. The transcript has 3 exons. NCBI's taxonomy places the organism in Eukaryota, Viridiplantae, Streptophyta, Magnoliopsida, Asterales, Asteraceae.